Molecule: messenger RNA, 2635 nt
Organism: Symphalangus syndactylus (siamang)
Lineage: Eukaryota; Metazoa; Chordata; Mammalia; Primates; Hylobatidae
Gene: PLVAP
Product: plasmalemma vesicle associated protein
Biological process (GO): regulation of vascular permeability; positive regulation of cellular extravasation
Source: RefSeq, a predicted model, not a curated record
CCGCCACACAAGGGAGACAGCAACAGACCUGGCAUGAUUCAGCGACCUAAUCACAGCAGGUACUGAGAACAGCACCCUCCACCAAGUAAAGGCGAACGCGAGGCUCGAAGAGGCCGGGAAUGCCUGACCAGCCAGCCAGCACCCCACCCAGCAUUAAUCAGAGGGGUCCAGACGGUGCCCUGGCUCUGGGCCCCCAGCCCCACCCCCGCCCUCUCACAGCCAGAGUGGGAGUGUUGUGAUAACCCGCAGCCCCCGUUUCCUCCGGGCCAGGAAGGAGCCAAGCAGAGGAAGUAUUAAGAGGAGUAAUAUAAGCACUCUCCCCUGCGAGGCGGGGGCCACAGCAGGCCGGGUGGCGAGCAGGGACGGUGCACCGGACGGCGGGAUCGAGCAAAUGGGUCUGGCCAUGGAGCACGGAGGGUCCUACGCUCGGGCGGGGGGCAGCUCUCGGGGCUGCUGGUAUUACCUGCGCUACUUCUUCCUCUUCGUCUCCCUCAUCCAAUUCCUCAUCAUCCUGGGGCUCGUGCUCUUCAUGGUCUAUGGCAACGUGCACGUGAGCACAGAGUCCAACCUGCAGGCCACCGAGCGCCGAGCGGAAGGCCUAUACAGUCAGCUGUUAGGCCUCACGGCCUCCCAGUCCAACUUGACCAAGGAGCUCAACCUCACCACCCGCGCCAAGGAUGCCAUCAUGCAGAUGUUGCUGAGCGCCCGCCGCGACCUGGACCGCAUCAAUGCCAGCUUCCGCCAGUGCCAGGGUGACCGGGUCAUCUUCACGAACAAUCAGCGGUACAUGGCUGCCAUCAUCUUGAGUGAGAAGCAAUGCAGAGAUCAAUUCAAGGACAUGAACAAGAGCUGCGAUGCCUUGCUCUUCAUGCUGAAUCAGAAGGUGAAGACACUGGAGGUGGAGAUAGCCAAGGAGAAGGCCAUUUGCACUAAGGAUAAGGAAAGCAUGCUGCUGAACAAACACGUGGUGGAGGAACAGCUGGCUGAAUGCGUGAAAACCCGGGAGGUGCAGCACCAAGAGCGCCAGCUGGCCGAGGAGCACCUGCAAAAGGUGCAAGCCCUCUGCCUGCCCCUGGACAAGGACAAGUUUGAGAUGGAUCUUCGUAACCUGUGGAGGGACUCCAUUAUCCCACGCAGCCUGGACAACCUGGGUUACAACCUCUACCAUCCCCUGGGCUCAGAAUUGGCCUCCAUCCGCAGAGCCUGCGACCACAUGCCCAGCCUCAUGAGCUCCAAGGUGGAGGAGCUGGCCCGGAGCCUCCGGACGGGUAUCGAACGCGUGGCCCGCGAGAACUCGGACCUCCAACGCCAGAAGCUGGAAGCCCAGCAGGGCCUGCGGGCCAGUCAGGAGGCAAAACAGAAGGUGGAGAAGGAGGCUCAGGCCCGGGAGGCCAAGCUCCAAGCCGAAUGCUCCCGGCAGACCCAGCUAGCGCUGGAGGAGAAGGCGGUGCUGCGGAAGGAACGAGACAACCUGGCCAAGGAGCUGGAAGAGAAGAAGAGGGAGGCGGAGCAGCUCAGGAUGGAGCUGGCCAUCAGAAACUCGGCCCUGGACACCUGCAUCAAGGCCAAGUCGCAGCCGAUGAUGCCAGUGUCAAGGCCCAUGGGCCCUGUCCCCAACCCCCAGCCCAUCGACCCAGCUAGCCUGGAGGAGUUCAAGAGGAAGAUCCUGGAGUCCCAGAGGCCCCCUGCAGGCAUCCCUGUAGCCCCAUCCAGUGGCUGAAGAGGCUCCAGGCCUGAGGACCAAGGGAUGGCCCGACUCGGCGGUUUGCGGAGGAUGCAGUGAGAUGCUCACAGCGCCCGACACAACCCCCUCCCGCCGCCCCCAACCACCCAGGGCCACCAUCAGACAACUCCCUGCAUGCAAACCCCUAGUACUCUCUCUCACACCCGCACCCGCGCCUCACGAUCCCUCACCCAGAACACAUGGCCGCGGAGAUGACGUCAUGCAAGCACCGGCGCUGACGUCACAUAUCACCGUAGUGAUGGCGUCACGUGGCCAUGUAGACGUCACGAAGAGAUAUAGCAAUGGCAUCGUGCAGAUGCAGCACGUUGCACACAGACAUGGGGAACUUGGCAUGAUGCCACACCGGGAUGCAGCAAUGACGUCACGGGCCACAUUGACAUCACACAUCAUAUCAAUGUCACACAGACGCGGCGAUGGCAUCACACAGAUGGUGAUGAUGUCACACACAGACACAGUGACAACACACACCAUGACAAUGACACCUAUAGAUACGGCACCAACAUCACAUGCACGCAUGCCCUUUCACACACACUUUCUACUCAAUUCUCACCUAGUGUCACGUCCCCCCGACCCUGGCACACGGGCCAAGGUACCCACAGGAUCCCAUCCCCUCCCGCACAGCCCUGGGCCCCAGCACCUCCCCUCCUCCAGCUUCCUUGCCUCCCAGCCACUUCCUCACCCCUAGUGCCUGUACCCGGAGGUGAGAACAGGAAGCCAUUCACCUCCGCUCCUUGAGCGUGAGUGCUUCCAGGCUCCCCUCGGGGCCCUGAUCCGGGGGUGAGGGUCACCUGUUGUCGGGAGGGGAGCCACUCCUUCUCCCCCACUCCCAGCCCUGCCUGUGGCCCGUUGAAAUGUUGGUGGCACUUAAUAAAUAUGAGUAAAUCCUCCAAA